AUGGAGGAGGCAACAAACGUCGCGUACCAUCCUAGCUACGGUUUCUCUCGGACACACCUACAAGCGUUUACCAACAAGCAACGCGAGCGUAUGGCAAAGGGAAGAGCCGCAUACAGAGAAAGUCAAGGAUUACCAGCAAGAAGGGCAACAGGACAAGCCGCACAAACACAACAAGUGGAAACGCAGCUGGCAGAAUUGCAAGCCGAAAUAGCAUCAAUCAGAUCCAACAACAUGCCUGCUGCAAUUCCGGCAAAAGCAGCCACGCAGAUAUCACAAGUGACUAUGGGAACGACUGGAACUACAGCAAUGGGCAGACGCAACCAACAGACAAACAACCAACAGGCAAGCGGCAGAACCUGA
This is a messenger RNA of Cylindrotheca closterium, 360 nucleotides long. NCBI's taxonomy places the organism in Eukaryota, Bacillariophyta, Bacillariophyceae, Bacillariales, Bacillariaceae. The record is from the annotation of a GenBank genome assembly.